GCGCAGUCAACUUGACACUUUUCACCAACUUUCCUCCAAAUCUCCCGGAGAUAUGGAGACGAAGACGCGAGGUCUAGGCCAGGGUGAUGGCGGGAAGGAGAGAUCGUCUGUCCGUCAGGAGCGUCCUGGCAUCUGGAGCGUCAUGGCGUCCUGGUUGGCUGAACCAGUCGGUGUGGAAGUGGAUCACACCGAGAGUCAUGCAACCGCUUCCCAGAUUGCUGAGACCACUGGGCGUACCGAUGAUCGCCGUGACUCUGUGGCGACGCCCCGAGAGGCGACUGUUGCCCAUCAGGGGGAAGGCGACGUGAAAGGCACGGCCGGUCACAGCCGCAGUCGGGCUAUCCGUCGAGCCGCUCGCUCUUCCCGCAGAGCCAAGCGGCCAGCUUCUGAGAAGACGACAGCCGAUGCAUCGAAGGUCCGUCGAAAGCGACAGAAGAGGAAAGCUGACGAGAUCGAAGGCGACUCCCGACCCCAGCCGAAGAGAAAGGCACCAGCGGGUCCACCACCAGGUACGUACCGCGAUCCCCGCCUGUCUAGAGUGGCGCUCAUCUACCGAGACGUGGUCGCAGGAGAGACGGUCCUGGUCAACUACAUCCCCGACGAUCCCUGCCCGUGGGAGUCGCCCGACGGCGAAGAGCUGUCGGCCUGCCAGGAGGGCGCAACCCCCAGCGACGUCACCUUCUGCAGCUCGUACCGCCAGUACCAGGACUUUCACACCAGGAGGCUGCUUUCUGAGGUAGCCAGCAAACUCACGAUGUGGCUGGACAACCAGGAGAGGGAGUGAGGUCCAUCCGAAACAAGUUGGGACUUUUAAAGAAUGUCCAGAAAAUCAUAUACAUUAGGCCAAUAAGGUCUUUUAACAAUUACUAUAUUUUUAUAUAGAAGUCUGUAAGUAUAUCUAUUUUCAUACGUCAAUGAGAAAAGAAAAGCAUCCUCAUGGUUCACAAAUGUUAUGCCACUAUAUGGGCAGGAACCAUUCAGAGGGAAAAAGAAUAAUCCAUGAAUUCCGAACAGGUUGAAUUUUUAUCCAAA
Molecule: messenger RNA, 1032 nt
Organism: Branchiostoma belcheri (Belcher's lancelet)
Lineage: Eukaryota; Metazoa; Chordata; Leptocardii; Amphioxiformes; Branchiostomatidae
Exons: 2
Coding region: 53-784 (243 amino acids)
Source: RefSeq, a predicted model, not a curated record